Molecule: messenger RNA, 1026 nt
Organism: Adineta ricciae
Lineage: Eukaryota; Metazoa; Rotifera; Eurotatoria; Adinetida; Adinetidae
Source: the annotation of a GenBank genome assembly
AUGUUUGUGAAUCUUGUUUGGCUUUUUGAUGUGCAAGUUGAGAGAAGAGUGUUUUACAGCCAAAACAUGACGGCCAAACCAUUGUUUACUAUUAACGAACCGGUCUUUGCCUUGCACCAAGGAAAAACAUACAAGGCAAAAAUCCUCGAGUCUAAACUCGACGAAGAAAUAAACGAAUGGCAAUACUACAUUCAUUAUGACGGUUGGAACAAAAAAUGGGACACCUGGGCGCAAGCAGAUGUGUUGCAAAAACGAACGGAGAAGACUGAAGAAUUGUUCAAUAAAAUGAACGUGGCAACGAAGAAAAGUGAUUCACGUAAAUCUAGUGGAAGUAAAUCAAACAAUAAGCGUUCGACGAUCACUCAAAGUGAUAUCGCAUCUCAAAUGCAAUUGAGCGCAGCUGAUGACAGUCAUGAUUCGAAUUCAACAAGUACAACAUCAAAAGAAAAUAAUAAACGAGCAAGAAAACGACAACGUACCGAUUCAAUUGAAAAAUUGAAAACCUUUGAAAAUAAAGUUGUGAUUGAAAUUAAACUACCCGAUGAAAUUAAAAAUUAUCUUUCACAUGAUUGGAAUUUGAUCAAUAAUGAACAUAAACUUUUGACAAUUCCUUGUCAACCAUCAGUCGAAGAGAUUACAAAUCUCUAUCGACAAUCAAAAGCAAACAAACAAAAAGCAGCUGAAGCUGAACAUACAAUCCAUUUCUCUGAAAGUAUUAUCACUUACUUUGAUACAGCAUUAUCAACAAUGUUAUUAUAUGCAGUCGAGAGGCCUCAAUACAAACAAUUACAAGAAAGUCAUGGAAUUGGUGACAAAGCACAACCAUCGACAAUAUAUGGCAUCAUUCAUCUUUUGCGUUUGAUGAGUCAAUUAGGAUCGAUCUUAGCAUAUUCGCCACUUGAACAAACCGAAGUCGAUUUCUUACUUGGUCAUAUUGAUGAUUUUAAUCGGUUUCUGGAGAAAAACAUUAAGAGUUGGACCAAUGAUGAUGACUAUCAAAGCAAUUCAGUUAGUCAAACUGAAUAA